AUUUUGCAACUUUUAAGGACAAGUGUGGACUACGGGCGGGAGGACCCUCAUCCGCGAGAACUUUAACGGAACGCCGCGACCGUUAGUUGAGCCAUGCGUUCACGCCAGCUAGUGAACGAGUGAACGAGGAUCCCGGACUCUUGUUGGCUAGCAGCGUGGUCCGGCUGGUCCCCUGAGGCCUGGAUGAAUGCUGUUGCGGCGACUGGUGUGCGCUGGUGGUGACUGGUGCACCUUGUCCUGCAUCUCUUUUCUUCCGCUAGUGCAUAGGCAAAGCGGCUCAAAGGCCAGCAAUCCGUCUUCGGGCGAGCUUUACUGUUUGACACCAAUAGGGAUGCGUUGGCCGUCCGAACAGCGUGUCAAUCAAUUCUUUGUCAAAACAUCAGCGUCCGUGAUUGGGAGAUCAAUGCGCUCCACUAGGCGAAAUCGGAAACGACCACAACGUGAUGUGCCUCGGAACGAAGAAGGAAAGAUACGUGACGGAGGAACAACCCACGCAUGCGACACUACGGACUCGUUUUGCUCAACAACACCGCUAGCAGCUAGUAAAGAGCUCCGGUGACGCUGUCCGAUAUGUGGCUAGUUGCGAUGCGGUUCAUGCGACUCUUUCAUAUUAACGAAUAGAGAGAGGAGAUUUUCUUGCUGAUCUGUGUUGACGCAAUUGCUGGUCAUGAAGGGUCUCCAUGUCGUUCAAAUAUCCCACCCAUGCUGAGACCGUUU
Molecule: messenger RNA, 717 nt
Organism: Eremomyces bilateralis CBS 781.70
Lineage: Eukaryota; Fungi; Ascomycota; Dothideomycetes; Eremomycetales; Eremomycetaceae
Exons: 1
Coding region: 188-559 (123 amino acids)
Source: RefSeq, a predicted model, not a curated record